Messenger RNA from Rotaria sordida, 654 nucleotides. NCBI's taxonomy places the organism in Eukaryota, Metazoa, Rotifera, Eurotatoria, Philodinida, Philodinidae. The record is from the annotation of a GenBank genome assembly.
AUGCAUAGUCGUCGUCAAUGUACUCAUUGUCGAUUAAAAAAAUGCUUUGCUAUAAAUAUGCGUAAAGAUUGGAUACGUACUGAAGAAGAACGUCGAUUACGACAAUUAAAAAAAUUAUAUAAACAAAAAAAACAACUAAAUGAAUUAUCAUUAGAUGAACAACAAUUGAUUGCAAAUCUUCCAUUAGUUGUACGAAAGAAAAAAGGUACCAAAUCAUUAAUUACAAGACAAGUAACACAAGAACUUGUUGUUUCAAAAAUUGAAUCAAUUUAUCCAAUCGAUACUUUUGCUAUUCAUCGUAAUUUAUCUAACGAUGAUAGAAUUUUAUUAAAUAAUAUUGUGAAUGCUUAUAAACUUGGAGCUGAUCAAGCUGAUUAUUCUCAUAUUAAUCGAUGUACAUCAUCAACAACUUUAGUACAAUUCUUAAAUGAUGAAACUGCUAUAUAUGAAUCAUUAAUUUGUUUUUAUAAACAAAUACCAGAGUUCAAAAAGUCUAAUUUAGCUGAUCAAGUUUUAUUAAUUAAAUCUAAUGUUCUUUAUCCAUCAUAUUCUCUUUCUGAUUUACGGUUUUGGUCAGAAUUAUAUUCAUGUGGUACACAAUAUAUACCCACUGGUUCAUCUGAACAUUCAUUAUCUUUGGUUCCGGGUCGUUAA